AUGUCGACCAUAAUGACGGCUAUAAUGUGCUAUCUCUACGACGAACUGGCGUAUAAGAAAAAUAUGAUAAACAUUGUAGAGGAUGGUUAUCGAAAGCGUUUCUGCAAGAAAAAGAAUGAGUACGAUUCAAUUCAGUCCCUGGUUGCUUUCCGAAAUAGCACAACAAAUUCGAAGCUCUCCUGGCUAAAUAUAUUGAUUGUGCGAGAUCCUCUGGAACGAUUUCUUUCUGGCUUCGUUAAUAAAUGCGUACGAGAAGUUGGGAGACCAAAUCCUUGCUAUAACUGCAAUGGCGAUAUAAAAUGUGUCAUGGAAAAGCAGUACGAACAACUCAUGGGUAACGCACAAAAGCCUUCAUUUCUUCACACCGUUGAAGAUGCACAUUUUGCGCCCCAGUCAUGGCAUUGCGAACUGCGUAAAAAUAUUCGGAAGUACAAGAUCAUCAAAUAUGGAGGAUCGAACAGUAGCAGUGAAAGCAUGUUUGAUGAGUUGGAGAAAGAGCUUAAAAAUCGUGGAGUAGGCCAAGGGGUGCUAAACGAUAUACGAGCGCAGGUGCUCCACAAACGAACUAUGCACCAAACCUACAACAGCAAGGCACGGAUUGACUAUGAAAGCCAAAUACGAAAUUCACCCUAUCUAAUGAAGCUGCUUGUUAAGAUGUUCUACUACGACUACCUGCUGUUUGGAUAUCCUUUACCUGAAAUUUCUGAAUGA
This is a messenger RNA of Strongylus vulgaris, 711 nucleotides long. Lineage: Eukaryota; Metazoa; Nematoda; Chromadorea; Rhabditida; Strongylidae. The record is from the annotation of a GenBank genome assembly.